This is a messenger RNA of Bombus pyrosoma, 5430 nucleotides long. RefSeq names its product dipeptidase 1. The transcript is spliced from 9 exons. Lineage: Eukaryota; Metazoa; Arthropoda; Insecta; Hymenoptera; Apidae. Gene Ontology annotation, biological process: proteolysis. Gene Ontology annotation, molecular function: metallodipeptidase activity. Bases 2336 to 3319 code for a protein of 327 amino acids. The record is from RefSeq and is a predicted model, not a curated record.
CGCCUGCGCCCUCGGCUAUACCGAGUUUCUGCGUACGUUUCCAUCAGUCGGGUCUUCAACUCCGGACCGCGAACAACCAGUGAUCGGGACCGCGUGACUUGGACGCCGUGCUAACACCCUCUCACAGACCCCUUGCAAGAGGAUCAGCGACGCGACGCGCACCGGAAACAAAAGGUUCUCCAGUGAAAGUUUCGAUCUUACACCGGUACUGUCCGUGCUUCCGUUUUCCCAACGAUUUACGCGACGAAACUUCCGUUCCCGAUUGCGGUCCAAAGUUUCGCGAACAAGUUUUCCGCAGAACUUUCACACACGCUUUCGCCGCAACGAGAAUUUUUUAAUGCAUCGUUCGACUGGAAACCUCUGCGGAACGAUCGUUCGGUCGGUCGCGUGGAAAACCUCAUGAGAGAGAAGAUCGUGCACGCGGACGCAAUCAAAGAGACUGGAAAAAAAGUAUCCGCGUCGGAUUGGACGAUCCAUCAUUCGCUACUGGUGUUGGCUGAACCAGAAAGAUAGGCAGCCUGAUCGAGAUAGAGGGAGAAGGAGAGAGAGAGAGAGAGAGAAAGAGAGAGAGAGAGAGAUAGUGCAACACGCAAACAGGAGGAAACCAUCCUCCCCUGGCUCGGAGAUUGCGUAAUUAAUCGCGAGACUUAAUCGAGUACCGAAUUAAUUGGGACAGAUUUACGAUCGAGGUCUGUGACAGUGGACCGCGAUACCGUCGACGAUCAUGAAGUAUCACCAGUGCGUGCAGAUGACCGCGCGGCGGUCGCAAAUGAAAAAGACCGCACGGGAGCGUGGUUCGAUCCGACAACGUUAAAGGGACACGGAUCGUACAUCACCGUACCGUCCCGGAACACCGGUUCCACCCAAUUCCCAAAAAGGAAACGAUCGAGCAAAACGAGUUUUUCACGCUCGACCUGCUCGACCAGCCGGCCGUACGUUUCGCCUCUGCCUUGCCUGUCCACCUUUUCACGCUGCUAAUUAAUUUUCAUCCUUUAGCGCACUCAUGGUAACCUCGCGGCGUUCGACGACAACGGCCAAUGACUGGCAGCGUUUUGAAAAAUAAAAUCACGAGAUCAUCGCGAGUCUCGUGGUUCGUGGUAACGAGCUGAAGAUACUCAUCGUGGAUUCGCGAGGCCAAAUAAUUUGGACAGAGUCAAGACCCUCGAGUCCCCAACGUGCUUCAACGUAAUUAGCGAACAGUCGCCGCCAAGUGUUUCCGCGGGAACAGUUCAAUUUCCUCGCAACAUUCUCGCCCUAGGCCGAGAUUCUGACCAAAAGCUGGGAUCUGGUCGUCGAAUCAGGCACUGUGCAAAUUGUAGCCUCCGAAAGGGCGGUUACCUGAUUCCAUCAAGCUCUUUAUAACCUCUCGAGGACCAAGAAGAACUGAGCCGAUCGAUGGGGACGAGCUUCGAAAGGUAAUUCGGUGUGACGAUUAUAGGAAGGAAAAUUGGUGGUUGAAUGUCUGUGAAAGGAAGAAAUUGGCUACGAUUUUCGAGAUCUUUAUAUAAAGAUUCGAGAUGCCGAUGGAACGAGGUGGCCAGUUAGAUAGAGAAAAUUCGAUAAACGCGCAUCAUCGUUGAACCACGGGUUGAAACUUUUCUUUAAAAAGUGCAUUCCUAUCGGGGCCGCGCCACUGCGGGGAAAUUAAAAGCAGUCGACGCGUAUCCUGUGGCGAGCGGACGUAAAGAUAAGAAGAGGACAGUGCGCUGGUGGUUGUAUAAAAAAAAAAAAGACAAUGCUAAAACGCCGCCAGAAAUGCGAGCAGAGAAAGAAGCAGAAUAAACGAUUCGUGGAACUUUUUUAACUGAAGUAUCGAGUACCGAGAACAAAGUUAAAUAACGGUGAUAUAAAAAGUUUAUCAGCAACGACCGCGUAGUUGAACCAACAAAAGACUCGCUAAAAAAAGUUUGUUAACCGAACGAUAACCCACAGGAAUCUACAAAGAUGCACGAACGCGAAUGUCCAGAGGACAAACAGAAAUUUAAGAAGAAAAAGACCUUAUGAUCAGCAACUGUCAAGAACGCUAUAGUAAAAGCUUAGUGCGACGAUAAUAGAACGGAACUCGGACGACGUUCUCGGAUCUGUAACUGGACGAUUGUAAAUCUCGUGUUCGCUGAGAGUUACGUUCUACUGCCAACGAGUUCCGUGAGAAUGAAUCGUGACGAGUAAGAAGGGUGAGAAAACGGUAACGUCCGAGUGAAAAGGGGCCGAACACGACAAACGGAAAAUUGUAGAAUCGUUGUUAGGAGGGAUAUCCUGCGGGUGAGCCGGUCAGCCGACGGUGAUGGCAUGAGGACAUUAGUAAGGAAGAGCUGCGGGUCCAGCGAGGAGGAGGAUGAGGAUGGUGGUGGGCGUGAUGGUCCUUGGUCAGCUACUGACGAGGAUUUUGCUCGCUGCCCACGCAGGAGAUCGACUCGCGGCAGCUCGCAGAAUUCUCAGAGACGUGCCAUUGAUAGACGGGCACAACGAUCUACCAUGGAACAUACGCAAGUUCCUGAAGAAUCAGUUGAGGGAAUUCAGGUUUGAUGACCUGAGGGAUACCCACCCUUGGUCGCGGAGCGCCUGGAGCCACACGGAUCUCAGAAGAUUGAAGGAGGGUAUGGUUGCAGCGCAGUUUUGGUCAGCUUACGUGCCAUGUUCCUCUCAGCACCUCGACUCGGUCCAACUGGCACUCGAGCAGAUCGACCUGAUUCGUCGGCUGGUCAACAAGCAUCCUGAAAGCAUGGUCCUCGUUACCACGGCGGAAGGUAUAGAGAGAGCGCACAAGGAGGGUAGAUUAGCAAGCCUGAUAGGGGUCGAAGGGGGUCACGCGGUUGGAGCGAGCCUGGCAGUUCUCAGGAUGUUGUACGAGUUGGGCGCCAGAUACCUCACACUCACUCAUACUUGUAACACGCCUUGGGCAGAAUGCAGCACAGCGGAUGAACCCGGUCAAGUGGCACGCAUCGGUGGCCUCUCCAAUUUUGGCAAGAGUAUCGUCCUCGAGAUGAAUCGACUCGGAAUGAUGGUGGAUCUGUCGCACGUUUCCGUGCCCACGAUGCUGGUCGCCAUGAAGACGUCGAAGGCGCCGGUUAUUUUCAGCCAUAGCAGCGCUCACGCCCUUUGCAAUUCCUCGCGAAAUGUGCCUGACCAUGCGCUGAAACGUUUGGCGCAGACUGAUGGUAUAGUUAUGGUAUCUUUCUAUCCCCAUUUUAUCAGCUGUGGCGAGAAAUCGACUCUAGAAGACGUAGCCGAUUUCUUUUUGUUCGUUCCACCGCCUGUGAUUCGCCGAGGACAUGGACAAAGGCAUCGACGAGGAUCGGACGAUAAAAGGAAUUCGUGACUUCGAUGAGUUUCGAUAGAAUUUGAGGAAAUGAGGAAUGACGUUAACGAACAGGGGAACGGAAUCGUCCAAUCAAAUUGCAACAAUUUAAAUAAAGAUUAUUGCGAGCUGUCGUGAAUUUUAAAAGUGAAACUCAAAGUACAGAUUCAUGGAAUAAUCGUGUAGAAAUGUUAAUACUUGAUUCUUUAAAACAGUCAUAAAAAUAAAUGUAUAGACACAAAAUGAUGCUCUGGUUAUUUUAAACAGUAUAUUAAUGUAACAUUACCCUAAAACUUAGUCCCUUUUCUUUUACAAUUGUUAACAACUGGACUACAGACGUGCGCAAUUACGGAAAAUUAUAAUACGUAAAAAUGUAAAUAUGCGCAUAGUAUGCAAAAACAUACAAAAUAUUCAGAAUGAAGCACUCGUUAAAUUAUUUAGACUGUGAAACAAAUCCUUGUUUAGCUUCCAUUUCUCUAGUUGUAUUCAUAAAAAAAAAUGAAUUUACAGGUGCAUAUACUAAGAAAACGUGGGUAUUCUUGGUGAAAUUAACGUCGACUUUUGCUGAUGAAAAAUUAUUACGCGCCUGUACUUAUUCCAUUUUCCUACUUUCGUUUCUAAUUAAAGUUAGAUAAAACAAAUGCUACGGAAAAGAGAUAAAUGGCACGAAAAUUCAAUUCGUUUACGUUCUAAAGAACGCAAAUUCCUUUUUCCUAGAUAGCGUCAUAUAGUUAUUUUCCAAAUAAUUUUUCCAAAUGAAUAUUCCGAACGAGUACCAGAACGCUGAAAAUAAUUAGCCUGAAUGAUACAUAAAUUUUACCAAGUUCGGUGCACGAUAAUUUCGUUACACUUAUACUUUCCCGUCUCCAUGUAGCUUUUAUUUCGUCAACGAUCUACCCUGUCGCGUGAAAAUUCAUACGUGUUCAAAUAACAGAUUCACGGAAGCGAAUCGAUAACGAUAUCUAUAAGGGUCAUACAGUCGAACAACGAUUCAUUUCCGUACGAUGUAUCGGUUCACGUAGAAACAGCGAGAAAAUUAUGCUUCGAAACGGGAAGCACCGCGUUGAACAGACUCGCAGCAAUAAUUUGGCUAGUUGGCGCGGUUGCACGCCGGAUCGUGCUGGCCCAUUGACAACAUUACUCUCAUGAUUGAUUUCUCGUUGCGCGCUGCUCGCAGCACGCUACACUACAGCGCAACAAUUACGGCCACUUAAUAAUAACACGCCGGUGAUCGCCCACGCGUUCCUCGAAUAAUGCGUUGCCCGUCAAGUACACCCCGAAGCUACGUUUAACUCCAAGUGUAACUGACGUUUGCACUUAGAACGCGAGCAAGACAGCUCGCGCCGAUGUUUGCUCGACCAAUCUUCUCAGGAUUACGAAUGGAUUCGGAGAAUGUGAGCAUCGAGGUUAAGUUCGCCGAAAAUAGAAAUACGAGAAGCUAUUUUGGGGUACAAUACGCGUUGGUUUACUAUCAGAGGCAUAUAACGAUUGAUAAUAUUUUAGUUUAUGGUCGUAACAUAUGUUGCCCCACAUCGAUGCAGGAGAAACCCUAGGGCAACGAAGAUUCGCGGUAUUAGGCUGAAGAGAAGAAAUCAAAUCUUAUUGUUCAUCCUUCCUUGUAUAAUUAAAUCGAAUAUUUCUUGCAAUAUCAAGCCACGAUGCAGUAUCACUCUGUUUAUACAAGCGAAAUUUUAAUUAAUGCCCGAUUAAAUGCAUUGCUAUCGGUUCGAUUCGCUCAAUUAAACGUAAGCUUCUGUUACAUGUACAAACGAAACCUCGUAGAUAGUGGAGAGGAUCAGUGGAUUUCUAUUAUACGAACUGCAAUUAUUAAUAAAUUAUAUUUUAUUAAUCCUUAUCGAUAUAGGUUUCUCGACAAAUCCGUAUAAACAAAAUCGUGCUUCAUUCGAGGCGUAAAUCGGUCGUAUCGAUUAAAUUUCUAAUUAGCGUUAACCGGUUUUAGGGAAAACGACCGUGCUCUUCCAAGAGAAUAUCUUGUAAAACGAAUAAACGCAGAAAAUGAAAUAACGCAGAUUGCAGUUUUCCUCCUUGGAUAUCUCAAUUAAAUCAAACGUAUUAUACGUAUGAACGAAACUAUAUAGUAUUGGUUCAAUAAUAUUACUCGUUAUUUUCAU